Molecule: messenger RNA, 705 nt
Organism: Acaulospora colombiana
Lineage: Eukaryota; Fungi; Glomeromycota; Glomeromycetes; Diversisporales; Acaulosporaceae
Source: the annotation of a GenBank genome assembly
AUGCUGAUAAAAGAGUAUAGAGUAAUUAAUAAUUGCACGCGCGACGAGUAUCAAGUCGCUCAACUGUAUGCUGUAGCUGAAGCAUCGAAAGCCGAGACUGGCGGAGGAGAAGGUGUCGAAGUGAUCAAAAAUGAACCGUACGAUAAUGAAAAAGGAAAAGGACAAUACACAUACAAAGUAUAUCAUCUCUCCAGUAAGGUUCCCGCAAUUAUUCGAGUGCUGGCGCCCAAUGGAGCUCUCGAACUUUACGAAGAGGCAUGGAAUGCUUAUCCACACUGUGUGACAGCCGCGGUGAAAUUGAGAAUGCAAGCCUUGAACAUCUCCCCAGAUUUGCUUGAGAAACGUCAAGUGGUGAUAAUUGAUAUUGCUAAUGAUCCGAUUGACUCAAAGGAUUAUGAUGAGAACCAAGAUCCCACUUUGUAUCACUCCAAGAAUACCGGUCGAGGUCCACUGAAAGAUGAUUGGAUUGUAACUACGAUCAUUUAUGAUGUCAUACUCAAAAAUAUAUAUAAUAAUUUAAGUGGUUCGGACUUCAAAGUAAAAUCGAAGCAUUUAUCCAAAACUAUGCAGUCCUUAUUUACUAAAUUUCAUAGGCAACUUUUCUGUUGGACUGAUGGGUGGUAUGGGUUGACCAUGAAUGACAUAAGAUCUUUAGAAGACAAAACGAAGAAAGAUUUGGAUGAUGUAAUUAUAUGUCUCGAGUGA